AGAAGCUUUAUGAGGUGGGGCAUUGGGACUGGGGUUGUAGGUCAGUGUCAGAAUGCUUGCACGGGGCAUGGGUUCAAUCCCUAGUACUUGUGGGCUAAAUAAAUUUCUUUGCCUUAUAAAGUGCCCAGCCUCAGCAACACAAAAUGGACUAAGGAAAUGGUAAAAAUGCAUGUGGGCAAAGUGGCCUUGUCCUCUAAGAUUCGAGUCUUAUUUACCAGGUUUGUGCUGUUAGAUGUUCAGGGUAUACUCAGUCUGCCUUCCAUGUGUCUGUACAUAUGGGCAAUGAGUUUAAUCUCUUCUCUGUUUGUAGAGGGCCUUGCAGGGGCCACCUCAGACUUGGGGAUGGUAUACAACCGUGCCAGAGUUUUGCUGCACUCAGACGAGCACCCUGGGAACUUCGUAGCCAGCAAGUCCAAGAAAAACGUGAUUGUUGCAGAGGCUCCCUUGCUGUCUUUCACUACUCGGAGAGUCCCUGUGAUGAAACUGGUGCCAGCAGGAAGACAGACUCCAUCUUCAGAGCUGCCAAGAAGGACCUCCUCACUCUGAUGAAGCUGGAUGACCCAUCCCUGUUGGAUGGCCGGGUGAUGUUUCUUCAUGUCCCUGCAGGCACUAUGGUGUCAAAACAGGGAGACCAGGAUGUCAACAUCUUGUUUGUGGUCUCGGGACUGCUGCAUGUGUACCAACGGAAGAUUGACAGCCAGGAAGACACCUGCCUGUUCCUUACACAUCCUGGGGAAAUGGUGGGUCAGCUGGCAGUACUCACUGGCGAGCCCCUCAUGUUCACCAUAAGGGCCAACAGGGACUGCAGUUUCUUGUCCAUCUCUAAGGCCCACUUCUAUGAGAUCAUGCGGAAGCAGCCAGCCGUUGUCCUGAGUGUGGCACACACUGUUGUGAAGAGGAUGUCAUCCUUCGUGCGGCAGAUUGACUUUGCUCUGGACUGGAUGGAAGUGGAGGCAGGACGAGCCAUAUACAGGCAGGGGGACAAGUCUGACUGCACAUACAUUGUCCUCAGUGGCCGGUUGCGCUCUGUAAUCCGGAAAGAUGAUGGGAAAAAGCGCCUAGCGGGGGAGUAUGGCCGUGGAGACCUCAUUGGUGUGGUGGAGACCCUGACACACCAGGCCAGGGCAACCACAGUACAUGCUGUCCGGGACUCAGAACUGGCCAAGCUGCCCACAGGAGCCCUGACGUCCAUCAAGCGUAGGUACCCUCAGGUGGUGACUCGGUUGAUUCAUCUCUUAGGCGAGAAGAUCCUGGGCAGUCUCCAGCAGGGAUCUGCGACAGGUCACCAGCUUGGGCUCCACACAACAGGAAGCAAGUGGGACUCAGGAAACCCAGCCAGUAACCUGUCUACUGUGGCAGCGAUGCCUGUGUCUGAGGAUGUGCCCCUCACUGCCUUUGCCCUGGAGCUCCAGCAUGCUCUCAGUGCCAUCGGUCCUGUCCUGCUGCUGACCAGUGAGAACAUCAAACAGCGCUUUGGUUCUGCUGCUCUGGACAGUAUCCACGAGUACCGGCUCUCCAGCUGGCUGGGGCAACAGGAAGACAUUCAUCGAAUUGUGCUCUACCAAGCAGACAGCACGCUCACGCCCUGGACUCAGCGUUGCAUCCGGCAGGCCGACUGCAUCCUUAUUGUGGGCCUGGGUGAGCAGGAGCCGACAGUGGGUGAGCUGGAGCGGAUGCUGGAGAGCACAGCUGUGCGUGCCCAAAAGCAGCUGAUCCUGCUGCACAGGGAGGAGGGCCCAGCACCAGCCCACACUGUGGAGUGGCUGAACAUGCGGAGCUGGUGCUCUGGCCACCUGCACCUCUGCUGCCCACGCCGUGUCUUCUCCAGGAGGAGCUUGCCCAAACUGGUGGAGAUGUACGAGCGCGUCUUCCAGAGACCCCCAGACCGGCACUCAGACUUCUCCCGCCUGGCACGGGUGCUGACAGGGAACGCCAUCGCCUUGGUGCUUGGAGGCGGGGGAGCAAGAGGCUGUGCCCAGGUGGGCAUCCUCAGGGCCCUGGCAGAGUGUGGCAUUCCUGUGGACAUGGUCGGAGGGACAUCUAUCGGGGCCUUCAUGGGUGCCCUGUACUCUGAGGAGAGAAGCUAUAGCCAGAUGCGGAUCCGGGCCAAGCAGUGGGCAGAGGACAUGACAUCAAUGGUGAAGACUAUGCUGGACCUGACCUACCCAAUCACAUCCAUGUUCUCCGGAGCUGGCUUCAACAGCAGCAUCUGCAGCGUCUUCAAAGACCGGCAAAUAGAGGACCUGUGGCUCCCCUACUUUGCCAUCACCACUGACAUUACAGCCUCUGCCAUGCGAGUUCACACAGAUGGCUCUCUGUGGAGGUAUGUGCGUGCCAGCAUGUCCCUGUCAGGCUAUAUGCCCCCACUGUGUGACCCCAAGGACGGACACCUGCUGAUGGACGGAGGCUAUAUCAAUAACCUCCCAGCUGAUGUGGCCAGAUCCAUGGGGGCAAAGGUGGUGAUCGCCAUCGAUGUGGGCAGCAGAGAUGAGACAGACCUUACCAACUACGGCGAUGCACUGUCUGGGUGGUGGCUGCUUUGGAAACGUUGGAACCCUUUGGCCACAAAAGUCAAGGUGUUGAACAUGGCCGAGAUUCAGACACGCCUGGCCUACGUAUGCUGUGUCCGGCAGCUGGAGAUGGUGAAGAGCAGUGGUUACUGUGAGUACCUGCGACCCCCUAUUGACAGCUACCGCACCCUGGACUUCAGCAGGUUCGACGAGAUCUGUGAAGUGGGAUACCAACAUGGGCGGACAGUGUUUGACAUCUGGGGUCAGAGUGGUGUGUUGGAGAAGAUGCUGCAGGACCAGCAGGGGACCAGCAAGAGGAAGGCUUGCGCGGUCCUCACCUAUCCCAACACCUCCUUCACAGACCUUGCUGAGAUAGUGUCACGCAUCGAGCCAGCUAAGGCGGCUGCAGUGGAUGAUGAAUCUGACUACCAGACUGAGUACGAGGAAGAGUUGCCAGGUGUCCCCAAGGACACAUAUGCUGACUUCCAGAGCACUCAGGAUGAGUUGGGCUCUGACUUGGAGGAGGAGCCCUUGCUGAGACAUCAGCACCCUGGUCCGGCUUCCCCAGAUCCAUCCCAGGACUCCUCAUGCCCCUGACUCCCUGACCAAGAUGCCUAGAGGCACCCCCACAUACAAGCUAACCCAGUGGUUCUGCUGGGCCAGAUCCCGAGGUUAAUUUAAGGCUCCACCUACUCUUAGGAGACCACUUCCCUCAGCUGACAGCAAGACCAGGCUGGAAGUUACAGCCAGCGUGCCAGUACCACCAUCUUCUUCCUAGGGCCUGGGCUGGGUCAGGGGAGACUUUGGGCCUCUUCUCUGCUCUGGCACUCCCUUGAGACCCCACAGCAGUCCUGGGGCUGGGGGGCCAGUCCCAAAGCCUCUGUGAGGUUUGUGGCCCUGCGCUGGCAUGUUAAUAAAGGUCGAUCUGACAGUGUGGAUUUGUUUCUGUGGAGGAUGCUGAGGUCUCUAUGGCAAAGAGUAAGAUGGGCCUGAUGUCUGGAAGGUCCCUGGCAGGUGGGCAGGGGGCCCCAGACACUCCAGGCCAGGAAGGCAGGGCUUCAGGUCCUGAUGGAGUUGGGGUUCACCCAAACCAAGGCGAGCCUCUUGGGUUUCUCGGAUCUUGUUCGCUCCCAUGUACAGAUGUGCUACCCUAAGUGCUGGGAUUAGAAGAUGGGGAUACGCUCCUAGUUUUUGGCCGGCUUGCACGAGGACCGCCCACGCUGGGUCCCCUUGACGCCUCGGGGCGGG
Molecule: messenger RNA, 3758 nt
Organism: Castor canadensis (American beaver)
Lineage: Eukaryota; Metazoa; Chordata; Mammalia; Rodentia; Castoridae
Source: RefSeq, a predicted model, not a curated record